CGUUAUGGGGAAAGAGCCAAAUAGGCCAAUUGCCGAGCAAAAACCACCAGUUAAAGCUUACCAGACCAAUUACGAGAUGGUGGAACAAUUGGUGACGGUUUGGCUGGCACAUUUCAGACAUUGAGAUUUUAAAGCUAAACGGAAACAAGAACGAAACGUUUCUCGUCCGCGUGGACGAGGAAUCGGCAUUGACACCAUAAGCUAAACAUGGUGGCCGCCACGGGCAAGAAAGUCGGCAAGAGCGACUUGAAACAAGAAGAAAUAAUCCAAGCUGUUGUGACUGCCGAUAACUUCAGUGACAAGUUCGCGCCUAUCACCAAGGAUCAUCCAUGGGUACUUAUGCCAUUGGUCCAUCGCCCGCUCAUCGACUACACGCUACAAUACCUCAGCAACGAGGGUGUCCAGGAGACCUUCGUUUUUUGCUGCUCACAUGCGGACAAGAUCAGAGAAUACAUCAAGGAGUCGAAGUGGUCCGAUGCCGACAGCAAGAUGAGCGUGAGCGUGUUGUCCUCAGAGGACUACCUGUCAGUGGGCGACAUGAUCCGUGACCUCGAUGCCAAGGCUCUUAUUCGCUCGGAUUUCAUCCUGUUGGAUGGGGCUACUGUGGCCAAUGUGCCGUUGAGACCCAUCGUUGAGGAGCACAGAAAAACAGUUGCGAGGGACAAGGGUGCCCUAAUGACGUUGGUGCAUCGGCGGCUGCCCCCAUGGCACCGACGUCGGUGUCGUGAGGAUGACAGUGCGGUGGCCCUCAAUCCGGAGACAGGCAAGCUGCUGCACCACAUCAAGACCAGCACCACCAACAAGUGCGACUUUCCCCUGAGCAUAUUCCAGGAGCAGUCACGGGUGUCCCUUCACCAUGACCUGCAGGACUGCCACGUGGCUGUGUGCUCGCCACAUGUGCCGCCCAUCUUCGCCGACAACUUUGACUACCAGACCCGCCUCGACUUCGUGCGUGGCAUCCUCGAGCACGAAGAGAUUAUGGGCAAUUCAAUUUAUGUUCACGUCACCGACACCUGCUAUGCGGCUUCAGCAUGCAACCUCGUCAUGUAUGACGCCGUCAGCCAGGACGUGCUGCAGAGGUGGAGCCAUCCACUAGUGCCCGACCAGUUUGCCAAGGAGGGCGGCCCGGCAUGUGUCUAUCACCGGCACAAUAUCUACAAACCCACUGCAGGACUGCAACUCUCAAGGAGCUGUGUCUUGGAGCCCAGCACAUUUGUCGGCUCUGGCACCAGGAUCGGGGACAACACCGUAGUAGCAAACUCUGUGAUUGGCCAGAACUGCACCAUUGGUCGCAAUGUGCAGCUGCGAAAUGCCUAUCUGUGGGACGACGUUGUCGUGGAGGACAACUGCCGCCUGCAGCAAUGCCUGCUGGCCAGUGGCGUGGUCGUAAAGCACAAUGUCACUGUGACACCCGGAUGCGUGCUUUCCUUCGGGGUGGUGGUGGGACCCAAGAUCAUGUUAAAGGAAGGCACUUUGCUCCAGUCCACACCCGACACGGACGGCUUUGAAGAUGAGCCGGGACACGUUGAAGAGUGUGACCCUUCCCUGGUGGGCAAGGAAGGGCACGGCUUCCUCUGUCGUCCAGAGGAGGAAGAUGAUGAUGAUGACGACAACGAGGCUCUGCCCGAGGACGUUUGGGGAAAGCCGCUGCCUUCCUCGGAAGACGAGGACAGUGGUCCCGAGGAGGACGACCUCUCUUCAGAUGGCUCCGCAUCACCCGUCGACGACACAAAGUUGUUCUACAACGAGGUUGUGGAGAGCCUGCAGCGCGGUGUCGAGGAGAACGUCAAGUGCGACAACCUCAUCCUCGAGAUCAACUCUUCGAGGUACGCCUACAACAUUGCCAUGCGUGGGGUGAUAGCAGUCGUGACACGGGUGGUGCUGGAGAUGCCCCUGCUGCUCACGAGCCCGGCAGGUGGCGGCGGGGAGGCGGCGACACAGCCUAGCGCGGCAGAGUACGGCAGCAAGCUGCGCAAGUGCCUCGCCCAGUUCCGUGCCCUGCUGCUGAACUACGUCCGAGAUCCAGAGUCCAUGGCCGACUGCCUGCUUGGGCUUGAGGUGUCACCACAGGAUCAGAGUCGGCAGUCUCGUGUUCGACUUCUUCAUCCUCGUCUUCGCUUUCAUCGGGGGGACAGACAUCAGCUACAAUGCUCUGCACGGAGUUUGUUGCAUUGCAUGAACAGUACUCUGCCGCUGUCGGAGGCAUCCUCAAGUGGAUGUACGACCAGGAGCUGCUGUCUGAGGAGGCCAUCGUCCAUUGGUUCCAGGAGCACAGUCCUAGCACCCCUGGUCCAGCUGGGCUGGUCAGGAAGGCAAGGUACCAAGUGAGUUGUGGUGCCAAAUUCGUACAGUGGCUGCAGGAAGCCGAGGAAGAAAGCGACGAGAGCGAAGAGGAAAGUGAUUAGUUUGAAUAAAUUAAUACUCACUCCUUCA
Messenger RNA from Dermacentor albipictus, 2433 nucleotides. It is a transcript of the gene eIF2Bepsilon, whose product is annotated as eukaryotic translation initiation factor 2B subunit epsilon. The record is from RefSeq and is a predicted model, not a curated record. Gene Ontology annotation, cellular component: eukaryotic translation initiation factor 2B complex. NCBI's taxonomy places the organism in Eukaryota, Metazoa, Arthropoda, Arachnida, Ixodida, Ixodidae. Gene Ontology annotation, molecular function: guanyl-nucleotide exchange factor activity; translation initiation factor binding; translation initiation factor activity.